This is a messenger RNA of Sphenostylis stenocarpa, 753 nucleotides long. Lineage: Eukaryota; Viridiplantae; Streptophyta; Magnoliopsida; Fabales; Fabaceae. The record is from the annotation of a GenBank genome assembly.
AUGGCAACCUCUCAAAUGACUGCAUCAUUGAGGAAUUUGCCCGCAUUUGAAAGGUUUCAACCCUCAACGCUUCGAUUUCCUUCUCUUGGGCACGUGAGAAUUGGCACCCUCACACAAACCUCACCCUCUCUUGUAGUCAAAGCUGCGACUGUUGUCACCCCCAAGCACACCACUGUUAAGCCUCUGGGUGAGAGAGUACUGGUGAAAAUUAAGGAUGCUGAGGAGAAGACUGCAGGUGGGAUUUUACUGCCAACAACUGCUCAAAGCAAACCUCAAGGGGGUGAAGUGGUUGCUGUUGGAGAAGGGAAGUCGAUUGGGAAAAACAACGUGGAUAUUAGUGUGAAGACUGGUGCACAAGUUGUGUAUUCAAAGUAUGCAGGGACUGAGGUGGAGUUCAAUGGUUCAAAGCAUCUUAUACUGAGGGACGAUGACAUCAUUGGUAUCCUUGAAACCGAUGAGGUCAAGGAUCUUAAACCCUUGAACGAUAGAGUUUUGAUAAAGGUUGCAGAUGCUGAGGAAAAAACUGCUGGUGGUUUGUUGCUAACAGAGGCAACCAAGGAGAAACCAUCUAUUGGAACGGUGAUAGCAGUGGGGCCGGGGCCUCUGGAUGAGGAAGGUAACAGAAAACCAUUGUCCAUCACACCAGGGAAUACCGUUCUGUACUCCAAAUUUGCGGGGAAUGACUUCAAGGGCAAAGAUGAUUCUAACUACAUUGCCUUAAGAGCUUCGGAAAUCAUGGCUAUCCUGUCCUAG